Messenger RNA from Harmonia axyridis, 14538 nucleotides. RefSeq names its product obscurin. Gene Ontology annotation, biological process: protein phosphorylation; synapse organization; homophilic cell-cell adhesion. NCBI's taxonomy places the organism in Eukaryota, Metazoa, Arthropoda, Insecta, Coleoptera, Coccinellidae. Gene Ontology annotation, cellular component: axon; plasma membrane; neuronal cell body. The record is from RefSeq and is a predicted model, not a curated record. Gene Ontology annotation, molecular function: protein kinase activity; guanyl-nucleotide exchange factor activity; ATP binding. The coding region runs from base 341 to 14386 and encodes 4681 amino acids. The transcript is spliced from 60 exons.
UUUUCUCGAGAGAUGCAGAUGAGAGUCUCAAACCGCGUCGUCGUUCGUUGGUUUCCCAAUGAUUGUUCAGUAGGAUUCGAAUAAACGAUACGAUAGUGAUAUUUCUAAACAGAAAACAGGUUCGAACGUUUUCGACGACGAUUUUGGUUUAUUUUUGUAAACAGGUGCCAAACGGAAAAUGAAGUGUUUGUGGGAAUAAAUCAAGAUACAACCAAAGAAUGGCGACGACAAAAUCGUCUAUGAAAGAAAUACAUUAGAACACGAUACACGAAAAUUCACAUGUCCACACAUAAAACGCAAACAAAAAUAAGGACGAAAAGGAUUUGCGAUAAGAUUGGCAAUGAUAUUCACUCUGCGUCGACCUGUGGGAGGAGAAUUACUGGUGGCAUGGCAAAAGUAUACUGCAAUCGAUGACGAGGAAUUAACCCUGAAGGCUGGAGAUGUUGUUGAACUUAUAGAAACUAAUGAUCCUCAAGCAAAAAAAAAACUCAAAUUGGACCCCGAAUUGGAAGUCGGAUCCACCGAUACCUUGGAUGCAUCUUCAGCUCGACAUAAGCUCUCAGUGAGACCAAGAAGAAAGCAUACUAGCUCUAGAUAUUCCCCAACAAGACUGAAUGUGAACGCAAGGUGGCUUGUAAGAGAAGUAAGUGGAAACCGAAGAGAAGGAUGGGUUCCUUGCCAAGUCCUGCAGACAAUAGACGAUCCAGUUCCAGGAACUGGACUGCCAGGGGAUGCUGCUUUCAGAAGACAAGCUGUUGUGAAAGAACUAGUCGAGACCGAACAGGAGUUCGUCAGGGAUCUGGAUUUCGUUGUACACAACUACCUCUUUCGUAGUGAAUCUAAAAAAGUACCAAAAAUAGUAAGAGACAAUUUCGAAGUGAUAUUUGGAAAUUUGAAAGAAAUAGCUGAAUUUCAUAGAACAGUCCUCAUGGAAGGAGUGAGAUACUAUGAAAAUGAACCACAUUUGUUAGGUAAAGCUUAUUUGAGAUUAGAAAGAGACUUCGAUAAACAUGUCAACUAUUGUAGAGAUGAACCACAAGCACAAAUAUUCCUAGAAAAUUGUACAGAAGCUAGAGAAUAUUUUGAGGGUCUCUCCCAACGACUUGGCGACGAUAAAUCGCUCUCCGAACAUUUGAAACUUCCGAUUCAACGUAUAAACGACUAUCAACUUCUUCUUAAGGAAUUGGUAAGAUAUAGCGCAUGUCUAGGAGAGGACAACACCAAUCUCCAGAAGGCUCUAGAGUUGAUGCUCAGUAUCCCUAGUAGGGCUGAAGACGAUAAAUUUACAUCUAGUAUUGAAGGAUACCGAGGAAGUAUCCAUAAGUUAGGCCGUCUCUUAGGGCAUGAUUGGUUUUCAAUCACUAUUGGUAAUUUGGUGAAAGAGAGAUAUUUAUUUUUGUUCAAAGGACGUAUACUUAUCUGCAAAGUAAGAAGAAUAUCUGACGAUAGGUCAGUUUUUCAACUGAAAGACGUAGUCAAGCUACAUCAGAUAGAAAUUAAGGAUCACCCCGAGAAAGAAUCUAUUUUCGAACUAGUCGAUAAAGCUACACAAAAAUCUGUCCUCCUCACAACACACAGAGAAGGUGUCAAGGAAAAUUGGUUGAAAGAAAUAAGACAAUUUGCUAAAGAUCACGGGACAGAGGAAGAAAGUGGUGAAGUCAGUCCUGACGAAUUUCGAUUAUCUUCUCCAACAACUGAAUCCACAUUAACACCAGAAGUAUCCAAAACAGUAUCAACUGUAUCAAGGACACAAGAAAUCCACCAAACUUCCGUAGAAGAAUCUCGAAAGGUCCACCAAAAAGAAGAAUCAACAAAACCCAUUAAAACAAUAGUUGAAGCACAAAGAGAGGUUGGCGUAACAGAGAGUAAAAAAAAGGUAGAAUUGGUCGAAAAACAAGCCACUCAAAAAUCUACCUAUUCUGAAGUCAAGGUAGAAUUAGAAGCAACUGCCGAAGAGAAACAUGUGCAGAAAAAAUCUAUAAUCGUAAAGAAAUCAGCACAAACCAAGGAAAGUCAAUCAAAGCAGGUUGAGAAAUCUGGUGAGAAAAGGAUCGAAAAUAGUGAAGGUGACAUUUCUCUUUCUGGAAAAAGAGGUAUUGUUGAAGAUUUUGCGCAAUUGAAGGAAGAAAUUUCUGAACAAGAAACCAAAAAGAAGAGGGUCAAAUCUCAGAAGCAGCCUGAGCAACCGACAAGGGAAAAGUCACCAGAACAUCCCCAAAGUCCGUACCCACCUCACGACGAUCACCUCAAGAGAAUAGAAGAGGUUGAGCCGCUCAUCGAAAUCAACAAACCUAGGUUCGUUGAGGAAGUGAUACCCCAUAAUCUACCCCUGUAUAGAGCUCCUUCCGGGAGUGCUUUAGCGAAACUUUGUAGUGUUCAACCAGUGCACGUUAGUGAUCACGUGAUAGCCGAUUAUAGUGUAGGCGUCGAAGUGAAUGUUGAAUACGGAGACGAGAUGAGUCGAAGAUACACAUCGAGCUCCAGCUCGAGAGCAGAAGCUCUAGAGUCAUCCUACAGCAGUCGGCGAUCGUUGACAUCAGACGGAUAUUCCUCAAAAUACAGCUCCGAUUUAUCUAGUAGCAAAUAUGGAACAGCUAGAGAUGGUUCUCUCACUGGAGGAUCCAAAUACGAAGAUAUUUCUAGCAAAUAUUCUUCCAAAUCCAGACUGGAAAGAGAUGAAGGUGAUUCCUUGUCCAGACAUAGCAGACGUUCCUUAGCCGCAGGUGAUGAAGACUAUGGUUUUUCUAGAAGAUCGAUAAAAUCGAAAACAUCUUCCUUGGAUAGAGGUGAUGAUGACAGUUAUAGUUAUUCCAGAAAAAUCAAGAGCUACGGAGAUACUGAAGGUGAUGGGAACAGUUACACUUAUAGCAGAAAGAGUGUGAUUGCUGAAUCAACAGUUGGUGUAAGUGAUGGAAAUUCUUAUACGAAAAAAAGGAUCGUAACAGCCGCUGAAGCUAUAAACGAUGGAGAUUCUAUAUCUAUAAGGAAAGCAACGAGAACUUAUGUGGAAGGAGACGGUUCGGAUGUUUCAUCUGCAAGAUCUAGAAGGGAGAAACUAGCUAUUGACAACAAAAAUGAAGAAGACUAUGUUAGUAAAUAUACAAGACGCUCAACAUCUAUUAGAGACGAAGACGAAGAUGUUUACUCAAAGUACGCCAAGAAGUACUCAAGGACAGAUUCUGUGGAUCGGAAAACAGACUUGGAAGAUGACAUAUACUCGAAAUACUCUAGCAAGUAUUCUAGGAGUACUUCCAGGCAAAAGGAUGACAAAGAGCUUGAAGAAGACGAUUCUUAUUCGAAGUAUACGAAGAGGUAUUCCAGAACUAAUUCAAAGCAAAGCGAUGAUUACUCUUUCUCUAGAAAAGAGGAGAAUGAAGAAGAUGUGUAUGCCAAAUAUUCUCGAAAAUAUUCUAGAAGCGAUUCGAAAAAUAGAGAUGAGGAAUUGGAAUACUCGAGAAAAUAUUCUCGAACGAAGUCUAGGGAAGAAGAUAGCACAGGAGGAAAAUAUUCAAGGCAAUCUUCUAGGAAAAAGAGCAUUGAAAAUAAUGGUGAAGAUGAUGCUUAUAGUAGGUACAAAAAUAAAUAUUUGAGAAGUGAAUCUACAGAAAGUAGUACUGGAAUCAAAAGACAAAUCAGUAGCAGCUCUGAUAAACAGGAAGAUGAGAUAAGAACAGAAACGAAGACUCAGAUCAACGAAAUAUCCAGUGCUUCCAAAACCGAAAUCAACAAAAAUGUGGAAGUUAAAGAAGAAAUCAAAGCUCAACAAAUGAAAGUUGAAUCUUCGUUGGUAUCAGAAAAAGUUUCGAUUCAAGGCUCUACCGAAGUGCAGGAAUCAUCUGUUUCCACAAAACAUACUCAAGAAGCGGAUUCCAUUUCGCUCACUAUGAAGACUACCAAGGAGGAGUCUGGAAAAACAGCUUCAGAAAAAGUGAAUGAACUUGAAGAUGAAGAUGAUGGAAAACCUAGGUUCGUCAAGACCAUGCGAGGAGCGAAUAUUGAGCCAAGCGAAACUGCUCACUUCGAAGUGGCUCUCAACAAAGCGCCAGUAAGUUUCACUUGGUACAAAGACAACAGGCCCAUAAACGGCCAAGAUAAGAUGUCUGGUCGCAUCCAGUUCACUUCUUGUGAAGAAUCUCACGAAUAUAAAUUGAUCAUCAAGCAAGUCAAGCAAGAAGAUUCCGGCUUGUACACAGCUAUUGCUACCAAUGAAAAAAGUAGUGCUUCAUGUUCUGCGCAGUUGAUCGUACAUGAAUUAACACCUGAAGAAAGAGCUGAUAGAAUGAAGAAUGAUCACCCAGAAUUCCUUGUAGCUCUAAAAGAUACAGAGCUUCUGGAGAAUACUUACCUGAGAUUUAUGGUGAAGAUUGCUGGUGAACCAAACCCUGAAAUUGCCUUUUUCAAAGAUGGUCUGAAAAUUCUUGAUAAUACAGAACCCUAUCAAAUCAUACGCGAUCAUUCAGAUGUUGGUUUUUACGAACUUGUCAUUCCCGAGGUCAAGCAAAAGGACGCUGGUGUAUACAAAUGCGUGGCUACAAAUAAAUAUGGAGAAGCUUGUAGUGAGGCUACAGUUGUUGUAACAGAAGAUAAACAAGUUUUUGAAGAUAUGCCAGAAGGAGAGACAUUGCCUCCUGGGGAAAAACCAGAAUUCUUAUGGAAGAAAGAUGGAGAACCUUUCGAGCCUGAAGAACGUUUUAAAGUCCUCAUGGGUGAUGAUGAAGAUUCUCUAGCUCUUGUUUUCCAGCAUGUAAGACCUGAAGAUGUUGGUCUUUAUACUUGUGUAGCUCAAACUUCUAGAGGGCAUAUAAGCUGUAGCGCAGAAUUAACUGUGCAUGGAACAAUCAAUCAAAUAUUCAGAGAACCAGAGAAACCUAAACUAGUGAUCGAGAAGAGAGAUCCUAUUGUAACAGCCGGUGGAUCAGCUAUGCUCGAAUUGCAAGUGAAAGGCUAUCCUAAGCCCAAUGUUAAAUUCACCCACAACAAUAAAACUAUCGAAGCUGGUUCGAAAUAUAAGAUACUUUAUGAAGAUGAAGAGAGCAUCUCUCUGGUCAUCAAAGAUGUUCAAUCUGAAGAUGCUGGUAAAUAUACGAUCGUAGCUGAAAACGAACUGGGCAGUGAUGUUGGAGAAAUGUCACUGACUGUAAAAGCUCCACCGAAAAUAACCAAGAAAAUUGAGAAUACAUCAGUGCAUGCUGAUGAAGUACUCAAAUUGACCAUGACAAUAGAAGGCGUACCCAAGCCAACUGUGAAGUAUUUGAAGAACGGUAAAGAGAUAAAAAAGAGCGAAAGAGUAAAGUUUGUCGAAGAAGGGGAUAAAUACUCGCUUGUUAUACAGAAAACAUCAAUCAAAGAUACAGGUUCAUAUUCGGUAGUCGCUAUGAAUGAGAUGGCCCAAGUUUCCGAGUUCUGGGAGUUAGAUGUUUUCAGCAAACCCAAAAUAAUUCAGGGCUUAGAGAAGAGCAAGAUUGUGUCCCAAGGCGAGAAUGUUGAUUUCGUGAUAAAAUGUGAAUCGAAGCCUAAAGCGGAAGUGAAAUGGUUCAAAGAUGACGUGGAAAUAAAAUCAGAUUCUCAUUAUACCAUAAAAGAGGAAGGGGAUUCCUAUAUUUUGAAAAUUUCAGGUGCUGUUACCACAGAUGCAGCUAAAUACAAAUUCAAGGCUAUGAAUAUCCAUGGAACAGUUGAAGAUGAGGUCAAGGUAGAUGUUAAAAAGGGGCCUAAAAUUACCAAACCUCUGAAUAACAUGACAGUAACAGAGGGCGAUUGUGAUGUUACAUUUGAUGUGAAGCUAGAAGCUUUCCCCAAACCAAAAGUCAAAUGGUACCUGGAUGAGAUGGAACUCACUGAAACAAAAUCAGAAUUCACAAGCAUUGAGUAUGACGAUGGUGUGAAAUUAGUGAUUAAAGAAGUAUCGAGCUCUUUGACUGGCAAAUACACUUGUAAAUUGAGCAACGAAUGUGGAGAAGCGGAGACUAGUGCUAAACUCACUGUGAAUUGUGCCCCACGCAUAAUAAAGCAACUAAAAGACACUACUGUUGAAGAAGGAGCUACACUUCACUUAGAAUUAGAGAUUGAAGCUUGUCCGGCCCCUCAAGUGAAAUGGCUCAGGAAUGGCAGAGAAGUUAAUGCUGACGCAAGGAUCAAAAUAUCGAGGGAUUCAAAAAGAAAUGAAACAUAUAAUCUUGAUGUCAGUCUGAUAAAAUACGAAGAACAAGGGGAAUAUGAAGUAUAUGUAACGAACGAGCUCGGUACAGUUAGCAGUAAGAGCCUGGUUACAGUCCACAAAGUUACACAUACGGACGCUAUCGAAGAAACAGGAGAAGAACCCAAAAAAUUGAAAAUCGAGAUCGUUGAAGACGAUUCGCAAAAAGUUCAAAUACAGGAAGUUAGCGAUGAUGAAGAGAAAGGUCCAGUUAAAAACAAACACAUGACUAUGCAAGAAACUCUCACUGUUACACUAAAUCCACUUGUCGAGGAACCCAAUACUCCUGUGAUAGAAUCUCCAGGAUCUGCAAAUGCUGAAUAUGCCCAAUAUGAUAUUAAAUAUGAUCAAAAUGCUGAACCUGCGGAAGAAACAUUUACACUACCUAAAAAACCAAGAAGAACUUCUUCAGUAACCAUUGAAGAAAUCGAUGUUACCGAAAAUAUACUCAUAGAAGAAAAAGAAGUAGAGGAAGUAAAUCUGCCACAACCAAGGCAUGCAUUAUCUAGUACUAAAGAAGAGGUUUUCAUUGAAGAGUUGAAUGAAAUGAAAACAGAAAUGAAACAAGAGGAGAACAUUGAUGAGAAAGAUAAAAGAAAAAUUGGUAGAAGCAUUUCUGCGCCAGUGGAAAACGUUGAGAAAAAAGAAGUAGCAAACACUCCCUUAACUCCUGUUGGUGAUGAAUUACCGGUGUCAUUGAAGUCCAAAAUUGUAAGAAAGGAAAGCUUGAAAGUUAUGAUACCAGAAAUCCCAGAAGUAGAUAGUGCUGAAGAGAUAUUAAUGACUCCUGGUACACCAUCAAAAGCAGUGAUUAUUGGAUCAGUCGAAUCAAAAAGUGAAGAAUUGGAGAAAAUCCCUGCAAACAAGGAGAGUUCUAAAAUAAUAGAAAUACCGAAAAAACUCAGGGUUGAAACAUCCACGGAAAGUGAAGACAUAGCAGAACACGAUUUAGCAGAUAAGAUAGGAAAAUCAAAAGAAGUUGCUCCAAGUGUCCUCACAACCAACAUGAAAGAUGGUUCUCGUCCAGAAUCUUUGGGCAUCACUUACAUAGUGAGAGGAUUUGCUAAUCCCCCACCUACAGCUAAAUGGAUGCACAACGAUAAAGAAAUAACACCUGAAUCUCAUCUGAGAAUGAAGGUGAGCCAGGAAGGAGAGGAAUUCAAAUUGGAGAUCAAGAAACUCAAGAUGGAGGAUGCUGGAACCUACUCGUGUAUACUAUCCAACAUUUUAGGACAAGCUGCACAGAAUGCAGUGUUGGAGGUGACACCUGAGAAGGAAUUGAGAAGACCUAAGAUAAGCCAAGGACUAGUUGACCAGACAAUAGUGAAGAAACACUCUGUAACCCACAAGAUAGUCGUCAUCGCUGAUCCUAUCCCUGACAUCACCUGGUACUUCAAUGGGGAACAGAUGAAUAUCGAUGAUUAUGAAAAACACAAUAUUAUCCUUGAAACUGAGGAUCAUGAGAUACAAGAUGGACUGAAAGAAUGUACAUUUUCAUUGACUAUUCCCAGAUGUGAAAGAUCCAACCAAGGAAAUUACAGAGUAAAAGCCAAGAACGUAUGGUCUGAGGCCGAGAGCAGCGCAGAACUGACCAUAAUCCUUCGUCCAGAAAUCGAGGGUCCAGAUGACGUUUCCGUGGUUCCAGGAGAAGCCACACAAUUCAAGGUUGUAAUACAGUCCAACCCAGUUCCUGAAGUUACCUGGUCGAAGGAUGAUCAUAUUAUAGAAGCCAGUGACCUUGUGGAGAUCGUUGAAGAUGUAGCUAAUGAAACUUACAAGUUGAUCUUCAAGAAGGUACUCCUUUCUGAUGGUGGAUACUACAAGGUAACUGCCAAGAAUAAACUUGGAGAGACCACGUCUGAGGCCCGAUUGAAGACGAUAAAAGACACAGAACCAACGACGGAAAAACCAAAGUUCAUCACCGUGUUGCAAGAGGACAAUGUAUCAGACGGAGGAGAAGUGGAACUUAUGGUACGCGCUGAUGGUUUACCCAAACCUGAAAUAAAAUGGUUCUUCAACGCUAAACCCCUGAUUGAGGAUGAAAAUCAUAAGAUAGAAACCCACACAGAAACCCAAGUGACGAGCUGCCUCCGCAUCAAAAACUACAAUAAAGACGACAUUGGUUUUUACAAAGCGAUGGCAGUAAACUGUGUAGGAGAGGUGGAGAGUUCAGCUAAGAUUGCUAUGAUACAGACACCUCCUAACUUCAGUAAAAAGUUGGACCGUACUCAUGAAAUAAAUGAAGGACAAAAUCUUGAACUCAAAGCCAAAGUUUCUGGCAGUCCGAAACCAACUGUGGUCUGGUAUAAAAAUGGCGAACCAAUCACUGAUGAAAGAGUCAAAACUGUACUCCUUCCGGAUGGCACUGCCAAGCUGAAUAUCGAUGAUGUGACACCUGAAGACAGUGGAGCCUAUAAAUUAGUGAUUAAAAACCAGAAUGGGGAUACCUCUUGUUUAUGUGCAGUAGCUGUUCAACCUACUCCCAAGAGGCCCAAGUUCAAGAAAGUAUUCAAAGAUGUUGACCUUGCUACUGGUGAAACCUUACGUUUGGAAGCCCAAGUUAUAGCUUAUCCACCGCCAGAGAUCAAAUGGAUGAAAGACGGUUUACCUAUCAGAGGCUCUUCUGAAGUCCUCAUAGAAAAACAUCCUGAUGGUAGGACGGUCUUGAUCGUUGAUUGUGCUAAGCCGGAUAACGCAGGAACGUAUCAAAUCCUUGUUUCUAAUAGACUUGGGGAAGCAACAGCUGAAGGAAAGGUGACGGUUGAAAAAAGACCUGUUAAACCAGAAUUCUCGAAAAAACUACAAUCUCAAACAGUGGUUGAAGGUUUUCCAGUGAAAUUCGAAGUCAAGGCAGAUGGUUACCCAGAGCCCAGAAUAUCAUGGUUCAGAAACGGAGUUGAAGUCAUUUCCGAUACAAAACAUAUCAAGAUAACUGAUCAUCCCGAAGGUGUGAGCAUUCUUCUACUCGAUGCGGCCGAUCAAGCCAGAGAUGCUCUGACGUACAGAGCGGUAGCUCUCAAUGAAGCAGGAGAGGCUGAAACGUCUGGAAUCCUCACCGUUAAACCGUCCACAAGAAGCGACGAACCCGAGGAAAGACCUUUGUUCUUGCACGGUUUGAGAGAUGUCUUAACGGAUGAAGAUCUGCCAUUAGUAAUUGAAGCAGGUUUCACCGGAAAUCCAAUACCAAGUGUAGAAUGGAUGAAGGAUAAUGUACCAUUGACACCAACUGACAGAAUAUUGAUGACUUGCGAUGGUAGAAAGGUUGGUCUCAAAAUAGAUAAAGCUCUACCAUCAGACUCUGGAAUAUACAGUGUCAAACUCAUAAACCCCUUAGGAAAGGACUCUGCAGAAGGAAAAGCUACAGUCAGAAAAAUUUACCAACCACCAAGCUUCACCCAAAAGUUUGGAGAUCUGCAACAGCUGCCUGAAAGAGACGCCAAGUUCCCAUGCAGAGUAACUGGUGUACCUCAACCAGAAGUAACAUGGACAAAAGACGGUGUCCCGCUUCGUGAGACCAGUAAAUUCCAUAUCAAACGAGACGGUGAUAUGUGCUGCUUGUAUGUUAUCGAUUGUAAGCCUGAAGAUGCUGGAGUUUAUAGAGCAACAGCCACAAACAAAGAAGGUCAAGAUGAAUGUACAGGCACACUUGAGGUGGUGAAAGAAAUAAAAGCUCGACAAAAAAUAGAACCACCAGUGUUCCUCAAACGCAUCGGAGAUACCGAGCUCUUCAAAGGAAUGACGGCGAAAUUCACAGCAUGCGCUUCAGGAAUACCAGAACCUGAGGUUGAAUGGUAUCACGAAGACAAGAAACUAUUCCCAUCCACCCGCAUCAAGAUGGAGACCGACAUGGCCGGCUUGUUGAGACUAACUAUCUCUGGUCUGGAUGUCGAUGAUUUAGGAAAAUAUACCUGCAAAAUCAGCAACGAACAUGGAAGUGACAUAUGUAACGCAGUCCUGAAAUUCGAUGAAAAUGAGAUGAAGAGCAAACGUCCAAUGGUGGACCAAUACAUCGAGUAUGAUAAAUACAAAAGGAGCGGUGCACCAAUGCCUCUGUCCAACCCUCCAAUAGUCUCCCAAAUGACAGACCGUCAUUGCACUCUCUCAUGGAAACCUUCAAUUCCAACCGGACCCAGAUUCCCAGUCACCUACCAACUGGAGAUGUGCGAAUUACCCAAUGGUGACUGGUUCACCGCCAGAACCGGAAUUAGAAGCUGCACCUGCGAGGUUAGGAACUUGGAACCGUUCAGAGACUACAAAUUCAGGGUGAGGGUGGAGAACAAAUAUGGAAUCAGCGAUCCCUCACCUUAUGCCAUCACACACAGGGAGAAACUCGAACCCGAUCUUCCAAAAUGGCGUCCAUAUCUCCCUCCUGAUGUCGAAUUCAAACCAGAUGUUUCUCAUUACUUCCCAAGAGAUUUCGAUAUCGAAAAACCUCCAAUUGAUAACAUGGCCCAGGCCCCCAGAUUUUUGAGGCAGGAACACGACACCCAAUAUGGAGUGAAAGAUCAGAAUUCAAAUCUAUUUUGGUUCGUGUAUGGAUAUCCCAAGCCGAAGGUUUCAUUCUACUUUAACGACGAACUCAUUGAAUCUGGUGGUCGUUUCGAUUAUAGCUACACCAGGAACGGACAAGCUACACUGUUCAUAAACAAGAUGUUAGAGAGAGACGUUGGAUGGUAUGAAGCUGUAGCAAGAAAUGAACAUGGGGAAGCUAGGCAAAGAGUAAAGCUAGAAAUAGCAGAAGUGCCAACAUUUUUGAGGAGGCCUGAAGUUGAAUAUAUCACUCUUAGAGGAAAAGCCAGAUUUGAAGCGAGAAUUGUAGGUGUACCCUAUCCAGAAAUUAAAUGGUAUAAGGAUUGGAAGCCAUUAGCUACCUCCAGCAGAAUUAAGAUUGCCUUCAAUGAACCCGAUACUACAAUCUUAACGAUAUACGAUGUAAUAAUGAAAGACGAAGGUUUAUACUCGGUGAGUGCAAGGAAUGUGGCAGGAUCAACAAGCAGUAGCGCAAUGCUUCAUAUUGAAGAAAACGAUUGGGAGUACAACAUGAGGAAUUACAACAACCCGUCUCCAAUCAAGAUCAGAAAGCGUUUGUAUACCGACCUCUACGAUAUUGGGGAUGAGCUGGGUAGAGGAACUCAAGGUGUUACUUAUCAUGCUGUCGAAAGGUUGAAUGGAAGAACAUAUGGUGCUAAAGUGAUGCACGGACGUGGAGACCUCCGACCAUUUAUGUACAAGGAGUUUGAAAUGAUGAACGAACUUCAUCAUAGAAAACUGAUCGGUCUCAGAGAUGCAUAUGAGACUGAAGAUUCGAUCACCUUGAUUCUUGAAUUGGCCGCUGGAGGUGAAUUGGUAAAAGACUAUCUAUUGAGGCAAGAUUAUUAUACUGAAAGUGACAUUGCCGGAUUCGUCAGACAGAUACUUUCAGGAUUACAUUAUAUGCAUGAGAGAGGCUUUGGCCAUAUGGGUUUGACCCUUGGUGAUCUUCUGAUUUCACAUCCUGGUGGCGAUGACCUGAAAAUCUGCGACUUUGGUCUCACGAGAAGGAUAAACAUGGCUCGAUUGUAUAAUCUCAAAUAUGGAAUGCCAGAAUAUGUGAGUCCAGAGUGCGUCAACGGAGAAGGAGUCAGCUUAGCUCAUGAUAUGUGGAGUUUGGGUAUCAUAACCUACAUUCUUCUUUCCGGACGAUCACCAUUCAGAGGUGCAAACGAUAGAGAAACUUUGACCAAUAUUAAAAGUGGAAAAUGGAUAUUUGAAGAAGAGUGGUGGGUCAAUAUCAGUUCAGAAGCCAGAGAUUUCAUCACCAAGCUGUUGAUAUAUAGAUGGGAAGAAAGAAUGGACGUGUACAAGGCAAUGAAACAUCCUUGGUUGGAGAGAGCUGAUAAGACAUAUUCAGAUGAGUUCAGAAUCAGCUCUAAAUACCUAAGAGACUACUGGUCUUUGUAUAGGGAAUGGUAUGACAAUGCAUCAUGCAGAAGAUGGUACAGACGCAGACCACUCGAAGGAGCUUUCACAGACCCCUCGAAGAUGGUUUAUCCUCCCGGAGAAUCUUAUACUCCAAGGGCGACGCCUCCUCCUCCUCAAGAGAAAGUUCCAAGAUCGCGUACUCCUUGGGAGGAUCAAAUACCUACAAGAUCCCCACUCAACUACGAGAUAGGCAUGAUCAAAUCUGAGAGCCAUUACCAAAAUGGCCCGGACACAUACUUGUUGCAACUCAGAGAUGUGGACUUCCCAGUACGUCUCAGAGAAUACAUGAAAGUAGCUUCAAACAGGGGCCCUGGAAGCUCUUACAUUGUAUCCGAUGAUCGCGGUUAUGAUUGGAGGACCCCAAUCAUCAGAGAAAGACGUCGCUUCACAGAUGUUAUGGAUGAAGAAAUAGACGAUGAAAGAAAAGCUAGAAUUAACCGAUAUGGCACAGCAGAGAGCAGCUACUCCAUAAGAAGACUGAAACAUGAAAUUGGAUCCCGUUUGGAUACGUACGUUGAAGCUGAGGCUUUCAUCGAAAGCAAACAGGAGGGAAGACUACCGUUCUUCAGAGAAAAACCACAGUUUAGUGCGAUGCAAGAAGGAAAAGAUAUGGAACUAACAUGUUUAGCUGUUGGAGAUCCAGCACCUAUCGUGCAGUGGUUCAAGAAUGACGCCAUAUUAGCAGAAUCCCACCGCAUUAAGAUUACCACGGACGAAAUUGGAAGAUCACAUCUCAAGUUCUGCCCAGCCCUAUCCUUCGACCAGGGUAUGUACAAGGUGGUGGCAAGGAACAAAAUAGGUCAAACUGUAGCCAGGUCACGCAUCGUAGUGGGCUUGACACCAGACGAACCCGAUUCUCCAGAAGCCGCCCAAGUAUCCGACUCUGAAAUCCUGCUCACAUGGAAGCAACCAAAGUUCGAUGGAAAUUCCCCAGUUCUAUGUUACAGGUUGGAUUACAAGCUGGCCGACGACAUGGAAUGGACCAAAAAGGCCGAUAACAUCGACCACGAAUUCUACAUGAUGAGGGGCCUGCAGCCAAAUAAAACUUAUUUGUUCCGGUUGGCGGCAAAGAACGCCAUUGGUUGGAGUGACCUUGGUGUGACUUCGGCACCUAUAUCAACAAAAGAUGCAGGAGUACCUUUAAUACAAUUCAGCAAAGCAAUGCAACACUUACAACAGAUAACUGACAGCGGACAAGAGGUUAAAGUUGAAGCAAAAAUAUACCCAGAUUAUGCAAUUGAGGCCAAACCAAUUGAAUGGCAGUACAAAAAUCCUGAAGAAGAAUAUUCAUUCAUUUCUGAAAUAUCAAGGGGAAGGUUUUCGGAAGUUGUCAAGGCUGUAAAUAAGAGUACAGAUCAAAUAGUUGUGGCAAAACUGAUGGACGUCAGCAGGGACCAUUUGCCCGAAGUUGAUGGCGAAUUUGCCGCAUUGAGGUCGUUGAGACACGAGCGUAUAGCAAGCCUGUUGGCAGCAUACAAAACAGAAGAAAACAAACCAGCAGUUUUUAUCUUGGAGAAACUUCAAGGCGCUGAUGUUCUGACUUAUCUUGCUAGCAGACAUGAAUACUCGGAACAAACAGUCACUUUGAUUGUCGGUCAGAUACUGGAUGGCCUUCAAUAUCUUAACUGGAGAGGACUCUGUCACUUGGACUUACAACCUGAUAACAUUGUCAUGUGUAAUAUCAGAUCAAUACAGAUAAAAUUGGUUGAUUUGGGAUCCGCUCAUAGAGUGACCAAGUUGGGCACGAAAGUACCAAUAGUCGGUCAUCUGCAGUACAUGUCCCCUGAAAUUAUGAGUGAAGAGCCAGCUAUUCCUCAAACAGACAUAUGGAGUGUAGGAGUCCUAACUUACGUCAUGCUCUCUGGAAAACUACCCUUCAGCGGCGAGGAUGAAAACGAAACAAGACAAAAUAUCCUGUUCGUCAGAUAUCGUUUUGAGCAUCUGUUCAAAGAAGUUUCUCAGGAGGCCACCAGAUUCCUCAUGCUUUUAUUCAAACGUCAUCCAAACAAACGACCUACCGCUGAAGAAUGUCACGAGAACAGAUGGUUGUUGCCAACAGAUUUUAUGAUCAAGAAACGAGAACGUGCUGUAUUCUUGGGAAAUAGAUUAAAGGAAUACUGUGACGAAUAUCACAAUGAAAAGGCGAUGGAAUCAGAAAAAUUAGUGCAGAAAUUAGGAAGUAAAUUUACGAGGUCAUUCAGUAUUCAGGAAGAACUUAUGACAUCCUGAAACAAAAUUAGUUUUUUUUUGUGAAGUGUAAAUACUGUUAUAUUUUUUCCUGUUAAAAUUCGUUUUUUGUGAAUAUAUGUUUUGUUGAAAUUUUAUUGAUGUAUGAAUAGAAGAUAUAUAAUAACUUCCUAAUAAAUAAUGUUCAAAAAUAA